AUGGUUCGCAUCGACACCGUCCGCGAGUCCAAUGCCCAAGCCAAGGGGCUGGAGGAUCUCGUGGCCGUCUUCGUAGGCGGCACAGGGGGCAUAGGAGAGAGCACCGCCAAAGAGCUCUUCAUACGCACCACACGACCGCGGGCGUACAUCAUCGGCAGGAGCGAAGAACGUGGCAAUAAGAUCUGCAACCAACUGCACGAGUUAAACCCCCAAGGCAAGGCAAUCUUCAUCCAAAAAGAUAUCAGCUUGAUUCGCAAUGUCGACGAGCUGUGUGCCGAACUCAGGGAGCGCGAGCCCAAGAUUCAUUUCCUGUUCCUGACAGCAGGCUUCAUGACCCUCCGCGGCCGAACAGAAACGCCUGAAGGCAUGGAUCGUAAGAUGGUCGUCAACUACUACGCACGCAUACGAUGUAUCCUCAACCUCAUGCCGAACAUUACGGCUGCCUCCGAGGCUGGAGAGCUCUCGCGUGUUAUCACCGUCCUCGCCGCCGGCUCUGAGGGUGACGUGCGUGUUGACGACCUCGACCUCAAGCACGACUUCACCCUCCAUGCCUGCCUGGCGCACUGCGUCGUGAUGACCGACUUCAGCAUCGAAGAACUCGCCAAACGAUACCCAGGCACAUCCUUCAGCCAUUCCUAUCCUGGCACGGUCAAGACAGGUAUUGCAAAUGAGCUGAGCGGGCCAGUGAGACUAGCGGUCAAAGUCAUGUACGCCGUCAUGACGCCAUGGAUCCUCAACGUUCAAGAGUCCGGCGAGCGGCACUUUUUCCAAAUGACCAGCCAGUGCUACCCUGCCGCAAACGGCGGCGUAGGAAUCCCUAUCCCACCAGGUUUGACCGCGAUGCGAGGGACCGACUUCCAACCUGGCAGUGGCGCCUACCUCCUCGACUGGGACGGGAAAUCGACCGGCGACGAGAGCGUCCUGAAGAAGUACCGCGAGAUGGGCCUGGGCCCCAAAAUCUGGGAACAUACAAUGCAGAUGUUUGCGCAAGCAGAGCAAAGGUCACGCAAGGAUUCGAAGCGCCCCGCGCAGAGCGAAGCCGAAGGUGCUGGACGAAACAUACCCAACCCACCUGGCUGGCGACCUGCUGCUUAG
Messenger RNA from Zasmidium cellare ATCC 36951, 1095 nucleotides. RefSeq lists its product as uncharacterized. The coding region runs from base 1 to 1095 and encodes 364 amino acids. Lineage: Eukaryota; Fungi; Ascomycota; Dothideomycetes; Mycosphaerellales; Mycosphaerellaceae. The record is from RefSeq and is a predicted model, not a curated record. The transcript is spliced from 2 exons. Gene Ontology annotation, biological process: secondary metabolic process.